AGAGCCUGCGUUAUUUUAGAGACUAACAUUACUUUUUUUUUUUCAACGAACAUAGACAUAUAGAUUCUAGAAGUCCUUCGCUAUCGGAAUCAUCAUUCUCUUUGGGAUACAUAGAGCGAUAUAGAUCACACUGCGCACAUUGACUCGGUGCAUCAAUACCCCCUGCUAGACCAUCUAUCAAGUUUUCGUUUCUGGGCGAUAUCAUAAUCGACAUAUUCCAAAUUCAUAUACAUAUAUCCCGUCCGCACGAGCAAAUCAUGACAUACUUCCGCGCUCCAACUUCUUUCCUUCCGUCGCUCUCUAUACUUUGCACGCAUACCACUGCCUCUGUGAAAGAUGCCUUGCAAGACUUGAAGGAACUUUACUUCCCUGCCCCAGCACCUCCGCAGAGGACGCUGUCAAUAAAUGGUGUACCUGCACUGAAGCAGGAUAUUUCUGACACGGUACACGUGCCUCGCCGAAAGCGGACGGGACGCUUGAAGCAUAGCGAUGGCGUCCCGGACUCCGGUUAUGCCUCCGAAGAAGACGAGGCAGAACUGGAAGGAGAUCUAGAAAGCGAAGCUGAAGACUUGGACGUCGACAUCCUGCGCGCAGACGAGUUUGAGCGAGAUUUUGCUAUCAAAUGGCUCACAGGUCUCAUAAAGCGAUCCGAUGCGUGGAUACACACACUCGAGAGCGCCACAGAACAAGAAGAGGACGUACGUCUGUCCGUUAUAGAGGAGGCAGGCAGGCUUCUUGCACGUUUUGCCGGGGACGAUGAGCAGCAAGAGGAUGCUCUUACGCGAAAAUUUACAUUUCCUUUUGGUGCCGAAGGCAAGGCCAUUACCAUCGAACUGAAUGAUGCUCCACUCUCACCUACGGAUCAUACUUCCGUGGGUUUGCAAAGUUGGGCAAGCGCUAUCAUUUUUACCGAACGUAUUUGUGCGGAUCCCGCUCGAUACAUAAGCAUCCCACAAGGAGCUGCUCCCUUGCGCGUUCUUGAGCUAGGAGCAGGCACGGGACUUCUCAGCAUUGCUACCGCACAAAUUUUCGACCGCAUGGAAGUCGAUGCCAAAAUUGUGGCAACGGACUACCACUCUGCCGUCCUCCAUAACUUGCUGCGGAAUGUGCAGACCAAUAACGUCUCCGUUCAAAUCGAAUCACUGGACUGGUCCAGACCGCCUCCACUCGAGCCGUACGAUAUUAUCCUUGCUGCAGACGUGGUGUAUCACCCCGAGCAUGCGAAGUGGAUCAAAAUUUGCGUGGAGAAAGCGCUGAAGAAGGGAGGGGUGUUUUGGUUGAUUAUCGCAAUGCGUUCGACGGGGAGGCACGAAGGCUUGUGGGAGACUGUGGAUGAUGUAUUUGCAGAUGGGCAAUGUGGCUUUACGAGACAUGAAGGGUGUGGUGGAGAGACGAAGCUAGCGGUGGUGCAAAAGGAGGAUGUAGGGCGUCGUGGGGGAAUUGGUCGCGCAGAUGAGGUUGGGUACAGGUUAUUCGAGAUACGUUGGCUUCCUUGUCGUUACUGCUGUUAAGAAUG
Messenger RNA from Suillus paluster, 1516 nucleotides. RefSeq names its product S-adenosyl-L-methionine-dependent methyltransferase. The record is from RefSeq and is a predicted model, not a curated record. NCBI's taxonomy places the organism in Eukaryota, Fungi, Basidiomycota, Agaricomycetes, Boletales, Suillaceae. Bases 258 to 1511 code for a protein of 417 amino acids. The transcript has a single exon.